This is a messenger RNA of Cetraspora pellucida, 466 nucleotides long. The record is from the annotation of a GenBank genome assembly. Lineage: Eukaryota; Fungi; Glomeromycota; Glomeromycetes; Diversisporales; Gigasporaceae.
AAGUAAAUCUUGAUGACUUUCUAUUGCCAGAAGAAAUAGAAGAUACUAUCAAUCCUAUUCUAAUUUUAGAAUCAGAAAUAGAAGACACUACCGAUCUUAUUUCAGCUUUAGAACCAAAAAUUGAAAACUUUGAAGACUCUAUAACUAUUCUUCUAACUGAUGUAUCUCAAACCAUUCAGCCAAUGACUAAAAGCUUAACCAAUCCAUUUAUUGGUAGAACUUGGAAAACCCAAGUGGACAAGAUGUUGACCCAACUUGCUACUCAAGGCCGAACUAGAAAAGACCUCAACCAAAAGAUUCAGAUGUAUUAUUAUCUUGGAAAACUUCUCAACCAACAUGCAGACCCAGCCAUGAUAAAAGCUUUUAUCGAAAGGAAACAAGGCAAAAGAAAAGCCAAAGACACUUGGUGUAGUGCCUAUCGAACUUAUGAACUUUUCAGAAUCUGCCCAAAGGAAGUUAUUUCUCA